Molecule: messenger RNA, 1322 nt
Organism: Aspergillus heteromorphus CBS 117.55
Lineage: Eukaryota; Fungi; Ascomycota; Eurotiomycetes; Eurotiales; Aspergillaceae
Exons: 2
Coding region: 131-1222 (363 amino acids)
Source: RefSeq, a predicted model, not a curated record
AUCCAAAGCAGCUUGCCCUCUUUGCUCCCUGUCGAUUGUGAUUGUCUCGAGGAGGCUGGCAGCAUCGACUGUCUUAUUUUACUACUCAACUCUGCCGAACAUAUAUACCCCUCCUCCAUUCCUGACCACCAUGGCCCAGAACGCCGUGGGCAGGCUCUUCCGCAGCCACAAUGCCACCACCACGCUGCGUCAAUCUGUGGGCAGCUUCACCCAGCAGCGCAGUGCCUCCGGACGGGCACUCCCUCACUUCCGCACCGCCGACACCAUCGAAGUAGAGGAAGCCCUCGAUCGGCUCCGCGAAGAGCUCUUCGUCCCCUUUGGCGUCGGCGUCCGCCAACGCCGCCUGAUGUUCCGCCAGAAAUACGCCGAAAAGCUCGCCCAGGAGCCCGUGACCGCCAGCGUCGGCGACGAAGAGGUCACGCUCCGUCCGAUGAACCCGCACACGCUCCCCACCAAGAACGAAGCCUUCGAGGCCAUCGCGCACAUGAAGACCUACAACGACUGGCGGAACCUGUCCCCGCUACUGUCGGGCCUGAAGAUGUCGAACCGGAUCGUCAAGCCCUCGCGGAUGGAGUGGAUUGUGCGGAAGGCCGGCGAGGCCGAUGCGCUGGGCGUGCUGCUCGGCUGUGCCCGCCGGGCCAAGAUAACGGGGAUGCGGCUCAACGAUGUCGACCUGGUGCAGCGCAUUUUCUUCGAGCUGCAUCGCAAGGCCCAGCGUGCUGGGUUCCAGGGCGUGGAGGCGUCCAAGGCGUUGAGUUUCGCGCGCCAGUUCACCGAAAUGAUGGAGUCGCCGGACCAUGUGGAGCACGACAUCACGAGGGAUCCCAAGCGGAGGCCGUUUGUGAUCGGUACGCUGCUGGAGCUGGCGGCUGCGCGGGCGUUGAGCGAGUUUGAGGGCAAGGACCUGAAGGGUGAAGUCCGCGUCUACGCCCAGCGUCUGCUGGCUUGCUGGAAGCUGGGGAACUUUGACCGCGAGGAGAAGGACUGGGUCGCCAUCGAUCGUAUGCUGCAGGAGAACGUUCCCAUCCUGACCGGAAUGAAGCUGGCUCUGCAGGUGAAGGGCGUUUCUUCGGACCGGACCGUCUCUUUGAGCUUGAAGUCCCAUUCUGACAAGUUGGCGACGCUGGUUGCGAAUCAGGCGAAGCUGGCGCCGGCGGACGUCCAAGCAAACCCCUCGCUGGGCCUCCAGCAGGCUCGGAUUUUGCUGGAGGAGCAGAGUUGAAGUCGGCGUUUGAUUUUCUAAAGUUGCUUAUGAACUGUACAUUACCACUUUGAAUUGUCUGAGCAGUGUCUGUAUUUGAAAAUAGAUGCCAUUUCUUUUC